Mauremys mutica (yellowpond turtle) is the source of this 2904-nucleotide messenger RNA. RefSeq names its product erythropoietin (gene EPO). Gene Ontology annotation, cellular component: extracellular region. Bases 1706 to 2143 code for a protein of 145 amino acids. The transcript has 5 exons. The record is from RefSeq and is a predicted model, not a curated record. NCBI's taxonomy places the organism in Eukaryota, Metazoa, Chordata, Testudines, Geoemydidae. Gene Ontology annotation, molecular function: erythropoietin receptor binding; cytokine activity; hormone activity.
GCGGACCGUGGAGCGCGAUAGGAGAACGUCCGGGGUCCGCGCCCCUGACCCACAGCCAGGGCCCGACUCCGGGUAGCCGCCUGGGGGGGUCCAGCCGCAGAACCGGGGGGCCCGAUGGCUGACGCCGCCUGACGAGCAGAAGCUCUCUGAAAAGCGGCCGUCGCAGGAGCAUUUCAGACGCGUCUCCGGACGUCACCCCGACCCUUUCUGGCAGCGCCGGCUGGGGAAACCGGAGGAGCUCGGCGGGCGCCGCCGGAGGGGCCGUUGCGGGAAGACGUGGGGCUCUGAAGAGAUCUGCCCCGCCCGCCCCGGAGAGCUUUACAAAACCCCACCAAACAGGAGGCGAUUUGGGCUGAAGAUGAGCGACCGGGGCAGGGGUCUCCCCGGGAGCUCCCCGACGAGGGCCGGAGCCGAGCGCCUCCUUUGAUCUACGGGACACGCCGGGGCCGUAUCCCUCCGGCCGGCGCUCGGCUGAAACCGGCAUCUUCCUGCGGCCGGUGCCCAAAGACGGGGAGCGCCCGGCUCCGCGGUGCGACCGAUGAGGGGAGGUUGGAAGAAGCGGCCGUGUGACGUCUAGAGGAGACGCAGCUGGGGCAGGAGAUGGGUUUGGGGCUCGACUCUCCGGCACCAGGGUAGGACGGGAAGGAAGCGAUGGCAAACCCUGGCAGAAAUUGGGGGGGGGGAGCCCCCCACCCGCGCAUUGCCUCUGCAUGGAGACCUGCGUGAUACAGGACGUCAGAGCCGAUGCUCCUUCCCCAACCGGCCGCUCACCCGGACCGAGCAACGCCGGGGACGGUCGAACCGGCCACCCUCACCGCCACCCCUGACUCUGCUGCCAAAUUAGCCGGCGUCCAAAUCAGAGUGAAACAUCCUCCUCCCGCGGAGGCGGACACUCGGGAUGGCAAAAUACACCACUGAAGGCAGAGGAGGCAGCUUGACCGUGGUCAAGGAAGCUGAUCCUGAUUCUGGAAGCCUGGACCCAUAAAUUUCGCUACCCGGUGACGCCGUGUCCCGCAGAUGCUCCGUUGCUCCCGUCAACUAUUACCGGCUUCCCCCGACGCCCCCGGCUUCAGCUCCGGCUAAUAUUCGUCUUGUCUUUGAGAGCCAAACCCAAGCACCCAGAGGAAGCGGCAGGACGCGGGUUAGAUCUCCGCCCUCGCGUUGGGAGAACGGGGGAAGACGUCGACGGAAAAACCAAGGGACGGGACGCACGGGGACGACCAGAGACAAGCCUCCCACGCGCGCCAUGAAGAGACGGAGGGUCCAGGAAGCAGAGUGAGGAACCAGUCCUGGGGGAGGUCGGUUUUGUCGGCAAAGAGGGACGUUAAAGGUUUUGUCACUGGAGCCGACAGGAGAAACCUCACCAACCCGCCGGAGACCCGUUUCGAGGUCCAUCUGAGCUUGAAUCAAGCACGAAGGACGUCUUGUCCAAGUCUAUCCUACUGCCGAGCGCCGCCGAUGCUCAGAACCCCGCCGGAAAAGACCGGCUCCUGCACCACAAACAUCCUCAAAAAGCCCUCCCCACCGCUCGUGGGGAGAAUCAGGGAGCAGAAAGCGCACGGUGCAGGCGACCGAGAACGUGUCCGGAGACACAUGACACCUGCUCUUGGGAAGAGACAGGCUCUGUGCUUUGCUGUUGUUACUGCUGGGACUCGCUGCACUAACUCGCCCCUCCCCGCUGCACCCCAUCUGCGACACCCGAGUCAUGGAGAAAUUCAUCAAGGAGGCCAGAGACACUGAGAACGCCGUGGAAGGUUGUACAAAUUCUUGCAACUUAUCAGAAGUUCUCACGGUGCCCGACACGAAGGUUAAUUUUAACGAGUGGAAGAAAAUGGAUAGGCAGACGCAGGCGGCGGAGGUGUGGGGGGGGCAGGCCCUGCUCUCGGCCGCGGUGCUCCGGGCCCGGACCCUGGUCCCCGACCCCUCCCUGAACCAGCAGCUCGGGCGCACGUACAGCAACCUGCGCAGCAUCACCCAGAUCCUGCGCAGCCACGACGCCCAGGUGGAGCCGGCCCUGCCCCCCGCCCCGCCCCCCACCCUCAGCAUCCAGACACUGGCCAAACUCCUCAGCGUCCACUCCAACUUCCUGCGGGGGCGGGUGAAGCUGUUCCUGACGGACGCCUGCAGGCCCGACACCAGGUGAGGGGCUCCCACCCAGCCCCGACCGCCACAGCACUCCGCCCCCUCCCCCCUUGGAACCUUCCUGGUGGCAGAUGAUUGACAGCCGCCAAUCAUCCACCCACCGGACAGCAGACAUGGAGCCUUGGGAAAACCUCGCUUGGUGAUUGACAGCUGUCAACCAUCCCGGAGUCAUGGAAGAAACCCGGCUCCUCUUGGCGGGGGUGUGUGUUAAACAUUGAUGGGUGACUGGCAGCUGUCAAUCACCCCCAGCCACACUGCCUAGACUGCUGCCAGCACGUCACGGGAGAAAUACAAAGAUGAUUGACAGCUGCCAAUCAUCCCGCGUUUGGCUUUUGGAAUUCCGCAUGAAUAAAGUGGUGGAGGAGGAGAACAUUGCUACAGGGCAGCUGAUGAAAGAUUGACAGCUGUCAAUCAACCCAGACUGCAGGGAGACAGACGAGCCCUCCCGGAAGUGGAGCGAGAUCCAGCGGAUUGACGCCUGUCACCCGGCCCCGAGCCUGGCACAGACCUCGCUGUCGCCCCAUGAUUGACAGCUGUCCAUCACCCCCGUCACGGCUCAACGCACCGACCGGACCCCCCGAUAACCAGCGGGAAGCUAGAUCAGUCGAACUGACAGCUGUCAGUCUCUGAAGAUUAGCAUCCGCGGGUGGGGUAGGCAGGGGAGGGGUCCCUGGGUAACCCGCCGCCCCGCCCCAGAGGUGGCUGCAUCUCAGCGCCGGGCGAGGGGUCCCUGGGUCACCGGCCGCCCCGCCCCAGAGGUGG